AUGCCAAUUAGCAUUGCAAGUGCCGCUGCCCUGUUUUGGAAUUCGAUUGAUCCUGUACUUACUGGAUUUUUCUUAGCGCAGGUCCGUAGUGUCAGCCCCAAAAGACUGAUCGAUCUGAAGCCGUCCUUGGACGAUUCACUCGAUGUGCGACUUGUCGAAGUCAAAAGCGAAAUACCCGAGUAUGUUGCGCUGAGCUACUGCUGGGGCAAUUCCACAGGCAACGAAUACAAACUGACCUCAGAGAAUCUCGAGAGCAAAAUGAAAAGAAUAGCCCAUGGAGAGCUGCCGAAGACUUUCCAACACGUCUUCUCCAUCGUGCGGUCGCUUGGAUACAGAUUUAUUUGGAUCGAUGCGUUGUGCAUCUUACAGGACAAGGACUCGGAAAAAGACUGGAUAGAUGAAUCAGAGAAGAUGGGGUCGAUUUUUGGCAACGCAGUUUUUACCAUUGCAUCGAAUGCUACCGAUGAUCCGUACAAAGGCCUUUACAAUGACCGAAGCUCCAACCUUCCCAUACCUGACAAGGUCACUGUCCGAACGACCUUGCCAGACGGCACCGCCAGCAGCCUGAUGUUUUUCGACAGUCCUUCUGGAUACGAAGCAGAGAACACUUUCGGAAUGAUGUCUGGUCCGGUAUCACAACGAGGAUGGACACUACAAGAACGCAUGCUUUCCCCCCGCACCCUUCACUAUACAAGCAAGCAGCUUGUGUGGGAGUGUCGUGAGACAUACGAGACGGAGGACGGCAGCGGAUCGUGGGAUCGUUGGGUCCCCGAUACCACAAUGGCUAGGAUGGUAAAGGAUAUCUCAGCAGGAUCUCUCGACCAGAAAGGCACUCGCAAGCGGCUAACGUUGUGGUACCGUGAUAUUGUUCCAAACUAUACAGAGAGGAAGGUCACGGUGCCUUCCGACAAAUUUCCAGCUCUCUCUGGACUUUCGCGCCUCUUGUCUUCUUACCUCCCUGGCUGGACGUUUUUAGCAGGGAUUUGGGUGCCAAAGCUCCCGUGUCAUGAUGCCUUCGACUUGGAAAGUCUCGCUUGUGGGUUACUCUGGUACCACGAUCACAGCACUACUUUGACAGCUCUGAACGAACUUAGAGCACCAUCGUUUUCAUGGGCAGCUCUAGAAGGAAAAGUCUCAUACAGCACUCGGCUGCUGUUACCCCCGGGAUAUGUAGAUCGAUUAUAUUGUGAGAUAGCGAAAGAAACUAACUCUAUGAAGGCAGAUGAAUGUGACUUUCCUGAGGGUUGUUGCGGAUCUUUCAUCAUCUCCUACAGAUUUCAGGGAGGGGCUUGGGGCAGUUGCGGUGGAGGCGACUGGAAUGGGCUCAGGGAGGAAUACGGUGAGAUGGCAUUCGAGAUAAUAAGCUUCACAAAUGAUCUGGAGACCAAAGACACCUUCGGCCGCGUGCGAUCAGGGACAUUGACUCUACGAGGAUACCCUCAGCGAGGUUUCGCUUACGACAAGUCGUACAUUCUUCGGAACAAGCAGAACGAACCCGUGGGCCACGUAUUUCCGGACUUUGACGACAUUGAUUCCACUCAGACUCUCUACUUCCCUUUGGGCUCCCACGGACAUGUUGCAUACUGUCUGAUGCUGCGACUGUCGGGCCCUGAGUCGACGAAUACUUACGUACGAGUGGGUGUUGGUGGACUGGAGAUAGAAGAAUUGACCUGGGUCUCGGAGAAAAUUGUGCUAAUAUAA
This is a messenger RNA of Cladophialophora bantiana CBS 173.52, 1701 nucleotides long. RefSeq lists its product as uncharacterized. NCBI's taxonomy places the organism in Eukaryota, Fungi, Ascomycota, Eurotiomycetes, Chaetothyriales, Herpotrichiellaceae. The record is from RefSeq and is a predicted model, not a curated record. The transcript has a single exon. The coding region runs from base 1 to 1701 and encodes 566 amino acids.